Molecule: messenger RNA, 1651 nt
Organism: Cyprinodon tularosa
Lineage: Eukaryota; Metazoa; Chordata; Actinopteri; Cyprinodontiformes; Cyprinodontidae
Exons: 4
Coding region: 583-1245 (220 amino acids)
Source: RefSeq, a predicted model, not a curated record
GUCACUAUCUUGUCAGAUGUUGACCGGUGAACCUCUCAUGUGUGGUGGACUUGUAUUAUUGCAAUAAACCAUACUGGACCGUGACCCAGCUGCCUCUGCUUCUUUUUGACCACUGUUGGUGAUUUUUCAACUGCUUUUUCAAGAACUUCGAAUUUUUGAGAGGCUUAGCACAAAUUAAUAUGUCGUUCGGAGGACAUCCACGACACUAACCACUUUGCCUUCUUCAAGUAAUUUAAAUUGUAAUCAAGUUUCAUAACCAAGGACAUUGUGUAUCAGUGUUACUGUGGUGAUCAUAAAAUUAGCAGUUAUUUAGUUAUAGCAGUUAUGUUAUUUUUAUCAUUAGAAAACAGCUGUCAGACCUACGGAAGGCCUGCCCACUUUAUCGUAACCAAUGGGUAAUAGACAAAGCUAAUCUAUUCCAACUGGGCUUCACUUCUUGUGAAACAGCAGAUUUUCUCUUGGUUUAGAUUUUUGCCAAUUUAUGGGAUGCCAUGAGAAAAUGUAAACCUAUUUCAAGCCAUUCAAAUCAAAGAAAAAAAACUGAUAAGUUAUUGCUUUUAUAGCUGUUUAGUAUUUAAGUGUAUGUAUCAUGUAACUUGCCUGGUCAUUGAUCUAAAUUUAAAACUGAAACUGCAGAAAACAUUUCUUUUCAAAUGGAACUCUACAGACAUCAUAUUGUUUCCCAGCAGAGAACAGAGAGUGGCAGUUACACCCACCCACACAUCUCAGACAACCCAUUUGGGGAGGAUACAUCCGCUGUACAAACAAAAAAACUCACUGUUAAGUUUCUCCCCAUCUGGUUUGUUCUUUUCCUACCUUCUCUACAUUUCAGUAAUGGCAGCAGUUACCAGUGUCAGAACCUCAAAAGGCAUUCUCAUUUAUACUCUGCUCAGCCUGGUCUGCUUCGGAUGCGCCAUGUUUGAAACAGACUUGCUGACAAAGGUGAAGGAAAGCCAUCAAUUGGCAAAGGAAAGGUAUGAGAAACUGAAGAAUGACCGGAAGACGUUCGUCGACAUCAUUUCAGACAGGAUUCGUUCCUACAUGAACAUUGUGGAACCAAUGAUGUAUAGGGAAGAAUUUCCUGAACAAAUAAAGCAGACAAAGGAGUUACUUGACAAACUAAAAACUUAUGUCGCCACAGAAAAUUCUAAACUCGAUAUAGAAAUAGAGGCUCUUGAAGUACUUCUUAAGGAAAAUGACCAGAUAAUUAACUGCCUUGAUGGGAAUCAGAGGGAUGAAUUAUGAUAUGCCUAAGCCAUUAAGUGCCACGUGAUGUCUCAUUUCUCCGUCCUGUAUUUGUAUUCAAAUUCAAAUUUUUUUUUCUUUUAAUUCUUCUCAUUAUUUUAACACUUUUUGAACUGUUUUAGAUUGCAGAAAAAAAACAAAAAUCCAGUAGGUUACACUUUUGCCUUAAAUCUAGAUGUGGUAAUUUUUAUGUUUUCUAAAACUUUUAAAUGACUACUGACAAUGCCUACCCUAGGUUGACAGUCUCAAAGAAUAUCAUUCCUAACGGUGGAUGUUAUAAUUAUGACAUAACAGUGUUGAUAUAAUCAUUUUUUUAUAUAAAAAUAAAAAAGCUAUAAAUAUGUAUCUGAAUAUGUAUCUACAAUCCUGUUGACAUUAUUAAUGCACCAAAUAAACAAUGUUUUAA